Messenger RNA from Fukomys damarensis (Damara mole-rat), 3488 nucleotides. RefSeq names its product transient receptor potential cation channel subfamily V member 2 (gene Trpv2). Gene Ontology annotation, biological process: calcium ion import across plasma membrane. NCBI's taxonomy places the organism in Eukaryota, Metazoa, Chordata, Mammalia, Rodentia, Bathyergidae. Gene Ontology annotation, cellular component: membrane. The transcript is spliced from 16 exons. Gene Ontology annotation, molecular function: protein binding; calcium channel activity. The record is from RefSeq and is a predicted model, not a curated record. The coding region runs from base 1171 to 3378 and encodes 735 amino acids.
CCCCGCUCACCUAUGCUCUGGCCUGCAGCACAGCCUGGAUCAUCCUGUGCCUCAGUCCAGCCUCUGACUGAUGGAUUCCUAGCCUGUACCGACCCUGCCUGUGCCUCGUCAUUCGCCUUGUCCCUGUCGCUGGUUCUGCCUACCCGUUGGGGUCGCUGGGUCUUGGUCCUCAGUCUGCGCCUUUCUCCUUUGUGCUGUGACUAGCGCCCCCUUUCUCGGUUCCAUCUUUGCCUGACUCAGCUCUCUGACCCCUGUCUCUGUUCUGUGUUCCCAAUAACUGAAAAUCCCUUCUCUUGGUCUUUGGUAAAAUCGGGAACCGAUAUUCCGCAGAGGGUUAUGGGUUUGGGGUCUGGUUCUCCGGGUUUGGGCUGGGCCCGGGCUGUAGCUAUUCUGGGUCUUGGAAGAGAGGCCGCCCAUCAGGCAGCAAGCAGUGGUCCCUGGGGCGCCGUGGGAAGGGCAGUCCUCUGUGUGAGAGCAGGCAUUCUCCCAGGCCCUGCAGGCUGUGCUCAGCCACUUGGACUCUGGUCCCUUUUUCGGUAGAGUCCCUUGGCCUCGGUGACUCCUUAAGGGACCUUUGGCCUCUCAGGACAUUAGAAUUCCCCCUGCUCCCUCCGGAGCCCCAGACUCCCUUGCUCGCGGAAGCCUGCAAGGCCUAAUUGCCCUUUUCCUUUCUGCCAGGCUAGUACACAGUCUGCUCUGGGAGGCACCGUCUGGCCAGUAGGGGGCCUCAGCCAUGGCUCCUGUCAGUGUCGGGAUGGGUGUGAAGCCAGUCCAUCCCAGCUUGCAAGUCCAGGCUGUUUGCUGUUGGUCCCCAGCACCCCCAGAUGUUUUGCUGUAAUCACCUAAGGCCGGAGCACUUUCCACCUGCCAGCUUCUGAGUUCUCUCUCCUUCCAGUGUUUUAAGAAUUUGUAUGAAUUCUUGCGGAUUGAACCCAAGCCUGCCACCAGACCGGGUCUGAAGAGGUUCCCGAGGCUGAGAUAAAGAUCCUACACUGCCCUUCUUGUUGGAUAAAUUUGUAGAUUCGAUGACUCCUGUUACAGAAAAAGCAUUUUCAGGCCACAUCGCCCAGCCAGACCAUUCCGGACCUGGCGCCAGGAGAAAGAGGGGAUCGCUGACAUCUACAUCUCCACAGAGGUUGGCGGUGGGCCAAGCAGCCUCUUUCCCUUAGGAUGACCUCGCCUUCCAGCCCUUCAGCUUUCAGGCUGGAGACAUCAGAUGGAGGCCAAGAAGGUGGCACUGAGGGGGACAAAGGAAAGCAUGGCCCGCCCCCCAUGGAGUCACCAUUCCAAGGUGAAGACCGGAACUCCUCCCCUCGGAUCAGAGUGAACCUCGACUACCGGAAGAGAGCUGAUGCCAGCCAGCCGGACCCGACCCGCUUCGACCGUGACCGCCUCUUUAGUGCAGUCUCCCGGGGUGUUCCCGACGACCUGGCUGGGCUGCCAGAGUACCUGCGCCGGACCAGCAAGUACCUCACUGACUCAGAGUACACAGAGGGCUCCACCGGCAAAACGUGCCUGAUGAAGGCUGUGCUGAACCUUCAGAACGGGGUCAACGCCUGCAUCCUUCCACUGCUGCAGAUCGACCGAGACUCUGGCAAUCCCUGGCCUCUGGUCAACGCCCAGUGCACAGAUGAGUAUUACCGAGGUCACAGUGCUUUGCACAUUGCCAUUGAGAAGAGGAACCUGCAGUGCGUGAAGCUGUUGGUGGAGAAUGGGGCCAACGUGCACGCCCGGGCUUGUGGCCAUUUCUUCCAGAAGAGGCAAGGAACUUGCUUCUAUUUUGGCGAGCUGCCCCUCUCUCUGGCUGCAUGCACCAAGCAGUGGGAUGUGGUGAGCUACCUCCUGGAGAACCCGUACCAGCCCGCCAGCCUGCAGGCUGCUGACUCCUUGGGCAACACCGUUCUGCAUGCCCUGGUGAUGAUCGCUGACAACUCUGAAGAGAACAGCGAACUGGUGACCCGUAUGUACGAUGCACUCCUCAAGGCGGGGGCCCGCCUCUGCCCCACUGUGCAGCUCGAGAACAUUCAAAACCUGCAGGGUCUCACUCCCUUGAAGCUGGCUGCCAAGGAGGGUAAAAUUGAGAUUUUCAAGCACAUCCUGCAGCGGGAGUUCCCAGCACCGUGCCAGGCCCUUUCGCGCAAGUUUACCGAGUGGUGUUACGGGCCUGUCCGGGUAUCACUCUAUGACUUGGCCUCCGUGGACAGCUGCGAGGAGAACUCGGUGCUGGAGAUCAUCGCCUUUCACUGCAGGAGCCCACACCGACACCGCAUGGUAGUUUUGGAGCCACUGAACAAACUGCUGCAGGCAAAAUGGGAUCAGUUCAUCUCCAAGUUCUUCUUCAACUUCCUGUGCUAUCUGAUCUACGUGCUCAUCUUCACUGCUGUUGCCUACCACCAGCCAGCCCUGGAGCAGGCCUCCUCAUGGCUGGACUCAUCGCCCAGAACCUCCAUGCUCCUGGUGGGCCACAUCUUGAUCCUCCUUGGGGGGAUCUACCUCCUCCUUGUCCAGCUCUGGUACUUCUGGCGUCGCCGCCUGUUCAUCUGGAUCUCAUUUGUGGACAGCUACUUUGAAAUCCUCUUCCUGGCCCAGGCCCUGCUCACGGUGCUAUCCCAGGUCUUGUGUUUCAUGUCCAUUGAGUGGUACCUGCCCCUGCUUGUGUCCUCGCUGGUGCUGGGCUGGCUGAACCUGCUGUACUAUACACGCGGCUUCCAGUACACGGGCAUCUACAGUGUCAUGAUCCAGAAGGUUAUCCUGCGGGACCUGCUCCGCUUCCUGCUGGUCUACUUAGUCUUCCUUUUCGGCUUCGCUAUAGCCCUGGUGAGCCUGAGCCAGGAGUCCCGGGACCCCAAAGUCCCUGCAAGCCUCAAUGCCACAGAGGUUGCUCAGCCUGGGACAGGACAGGGGGAUGAGGUGGCCCCGUACAGGACCAUCCUAGAUGCCUCGUUGGAGCUCUUCAAGUUCACCAUCGGCAUGGGCGAGCUGGCCUUCCAGGAGCAUCUGCGCUUCCGAGGGGUAGUGUUGUUGGCUAAUGUUAUUCUCACCUACGUCCUGCUGCUCAACAUGCUUAUCGCCCUCAUGAGUGAGACAGUCAACAGCGUUGCCACCGACAGCUGGAGCAUAUGGAAGCUACAGAAAGCCAUCUGUGUCUUGGAGAUGGAAAAUGGCUACUGGUGGUGCAGGAGGAAGAAGCAGCAGUCAGGCGUUCUGCUGACAUUGGGCACUAGGCCAGAUGGAAGCCCUGACGAGCGUUGGUGCUUCAGGGUGGAGGAAGUGAACUGGGCUGCCUGGGAGCAGACGCUGCCCACAGUGUGUGAAGACCCCUCAGGGCAAGGCAUUCCUGGCAUCAUGAAGAAUCCUGGACUGACCUCUCAACCCUAAGAAGAGCUUUUCUCACAGGAAGACCACCUGCCUCUCCAGGUGCUCCAGGCCAGUCGAUAGCCAGAAGAAGCAGGAAUCUUUUCAGCCACACCUUCUAGUUCUGGGGCUCU